Messenger RNA from Haliotis rubra (blacklip abalone), 828 nucleotides. RefSeq names its product protein fem-1 homolog A-like. The coding region runs from base 1 to 828 and encodes 275 amino acids. Lineage: Eukaryota; Metazoa; Mollusca; Gastropoda; Lepetellida; Haliotidae. The record is from RefSeq and is a predicted model, not a curated record. Gene Ontology annotation, molecular function: protein binding. The transcript is spliced from 2 exons.
AUGACAGGAACCCAGGGCACCUUCUACCAGUCCGACUUACAGGAAAUAAAUGGAGGACAUCUGGAUGUAGUGAAGUACAUUGUCUCUCACAGGGCAAAGGUGGGCAUCAACAGCAGAGGAUCGAAGAAAAAGACACCAGUGAUGGUGGCAGGACGAUGGGGACAUAAGGACGUGGUAGAGUUUCUCGUUGAACUUGGAGCUGAUUUGUCACUCGUAUAUGAAGGUGGUAGCAGCGUACUUCACUUGGCCUGUUUUGGAGGACAUCUAGAGGUGGCGAAAUACAUUGUAUCAAAGGGCAAGGUGAACAUCAACAGCAGAGGAUGGAAGAAGAAGACACCAGUGAUGGUGGCUGCAGCAAAUGGACAUAAGGAUGUGGUGGAGUUUCUGGUGGAGCACGGAGCUGAUUUGUCACGCGUAUAUGGCGGUGGUAGCAGCACACUUCACUUGGCCAGUUUCGGAGGACAUCUGGAUGUAGUGAGGUAUAUCGUCGCACAGAACAAGGUGAACAUCAACAGUAGAGGAUGGAAGAAGAAGACACCAGUGAUGGUAGCAGCAGAAAUGGGGGAAAAGGACGUGGUGGAGUUUCUGGUGGAGCACGGAGCUUAUUUGUCACUCCUAUUAGCCAGUGGUAACAACAUCCUUCACCUGGCAUGCAAGGGAGGGCAUCUGGAGGUGGUGAAGUAUAUUGUCUCACAGAACAAGGUGAACAUCAACAGUAGAGGAUGGAAGAAGAAGACACCAGUGAUGGUGGCAGCAGCAAAUGGACAUCAGAAACUGGUGGAGUUUCUCAUCAGAAAAGGAGCAGAUGCUAUUGGCUUAAAGAGGUGA